CGUCUGAAGUCAAAGGAACCCUUUAAGAGGCGAUGAUGCAUAAAGAGAGAAUUUGUAAGGAAUCACGCUGCAAAAGUUUUUCGUCUGAAGUCAAAGGAACCCUUUAAGAGGCGAUGAUGCAUAAAGAGAGAAACUCAGCGGUGUGAAUGAAACGCUGGAGCUCCUCGGCUCAAACUUGGUGUAGCUGCAGUGAUCCAAACAUCUGGAGCAGCUGGACGGAGCCGUGCUGCCCUGCUGUCACACAGGAGGAAUCCCAGCACAUUUAAUCACUGAAAGUAAACUUCAGUCCGAGCUGCUUUCACACCGAUGAACGCUGAGAACCAAGAUAAACACGUGAAAUCUGAACACUUCUGACGAAAUCUCUGCUUAAAGAGAUGGCGUCCAAUGACAGCACCCAGGUGAGAGAGCUGCUGCAGCCGGACAUAGACAAGAAGAGCAAAGAAGGCUCAAGUCAGGCCUCCUCCUCCUCCUCCGUCCUCUGCUCCUCCUGCGGCUCUGCAGCCUCCAGCCCCGGGGCUGCAGGAGGUAGACGGGCGGAUGCAGGAGGUAGAAAGGUGGAUGCAUCAGACAGAAAGGUGGAUGCAGGAGGUAGAAAGGUGGAGGAGCCUGCAGUCGGUGUCCUGGUGCAGUUUGACGAGGCGGAGAGGACUCAGGUGGAGAGGACUCAGACGGAGAGGACUCAGACGGAGAGGACUCAGAUGGAGAGGACUCAGAAGGAGAGCGGUUCCUCCUCCUCGUGUUCUCUCCUCGACGAGCUGAAGCAUCUCCCGAAGUGUGACAUGAAGCUGGGACGCCUGAACUUCAGCAGGACGCACAACGUCCUCGUAGACGUGGCUUUGUUUAACCACGGAGCAGGACUUGUCCCUCAGGAGGGCAGAGACGUUUGGCUCAGUCACUGUGUGAAAAUGCCGUGUUCACCAUCCAGCAUCAUGACCGUCAAGUCGACCGUUUUGAAGACUCCGACUCAGAUGAAGCGCUGGGACGUGAUCAAGAAGCAUCUGGACGCUCUGGCCAAUAAGACGUCAGCGAGCGCCGACGACGUGGAGGAAGCCAUCCUCAAAUACAACCCCAAGUAUAAAGGUCAGUGGUCCUUCGACGCCCUCUCCUACUUCGUUAAGAUCGUCCCGAAAGAAGAAAAUUACUUCUCCAAACUGUUUCCCAAGAUGGCGGCUCUGGCUCUGAGGCUGCCGGAGCUCAUCAAGAAAGCCGUCCCGCUGCUGCAGAGAGGACACGCUGCCUCCAUCACGCUGUCACAGACUCAGAUCUCCUGCCUGCUCGCCAACGCCUUCUUCUGCACCUUCCCUCACCGCAACACCACCAGCUCCAACGCCGAGUACAGCAACUACCCGUCCAUCAACUUCACCAGUCUGUUUGGAGGUUGGUCGGAGAGGAAGAAGCAGAAGCUGCGAGCCGUCCUGCAUUACUUCAACGUGGUGACAGAUGAGAAAACUAAACUGAAAGGCCUGGUGACGUUUGAGAGACGCUGCCUCAGAGACACAGACAGCCCUAAAUGGAGGAGCUCUAAGGAGAAGAUGCCCAAACUGUUCGUCACGUCCCAGGGCACCAUAGAGACAGACGGGACCGGACUGCUGCAGGUGGACUUUGCCUCCAGCUGGAUCGGUGGAGGCGUUCUGGGCUCUGGUCUGGUGCAGGAGGAGAUCCUGUUCCUCAUGAACCCAGAACUCAUCGUGUCGCGACUUUUCACGGAGAAACUCGCCGACAACGAGUGUCUCAUCAUCACAGGCUCGCAGCAGUUCAGUCUGUGCUGCGGUUACAGUGACAGCUUUGAGUGGGCGGGGCCGUACGACGACCGCCUCGGCAGAGACGAGUGGGCUCGGCUGAAGAGGCAGAUUUUAGCCAUCGACGCUCUGAACUUCAGACACAGACGAGAUCAGUACAGCAUGAUCAAAGUCACCCGGGAGCUCAACAAGGCGUACUGUGGAUUUAAGGGUCACGGGCACCAUGAGCCCGACAUCGCCACGGGGAAGUGGGGCUGCGGAGCAUUUAAUGGAGACCCACAACUCAAAGCUGUGAUCCAGCUGAUGGCGGCAGCGAAGGCGAAGCGAGGACUCGCCUUCUUCACCUUUGAUGACGAGCUGCUGAAGCAGGGCCUGGAGCAGACGCACCACCUGCUGGUCACCGAGGGAACCACAGUCGAGAAACUGUUUGCAGUCCUGGAGGAUUACUGCGCUGCUCAGCAGGCGUCCGGCUCGGCUCAUGUCGAUCUGUUCGACUUCAUCAGAAACACGGUGAAACGCUCCAGGAGUCAGCUGUGACGACCCGAUCCUGUCUGCAGCUCAAUUUGCACAAAAAUCUAACAAGAAUGAAGAAGCUGCUUGAAUUCCUUUGUAAAGAUAAUUAUUAUUUUUUUGCAUUUGUACCAGAAUUUGAUAGCUGACAGUGUAGUGAUUGCCAAAGAGAAGGACCCCAGCUGAGUCUGAGCCAGGACUGUUUUAGUCACAUGGUAUGCCACUUAAAGGAUAGUUUGGAUUGUUUGAAGUUUGUUUUUAUGAGGUACUUAUAUAUAGUUUUGUUUCGUAUCUGUUUAUUUCGGUCAAUACAUGUCAUCAAAACAGAAGCAACAAACCAGAAAAAAAAACAUUGAUCAAAGUAAACAACAUGUAAACAGAGAGAGAAAAUUGAUGAUAGACCUUUGGACCGAAAAGGCUGAAGCAUAGCUUAUUACGCCUACCCUGUUACAACUCAAGUAAAUUUAAAAAUUAGAAAUGUACAAUCUGUUAUUUAUCAACAAAAGAAAUAAGCAGUCACAAAAGAGAGAAAAGAAAGAAGCUUAUUACUCAUUACUCUAACUUAUAUAAAUUAAUCAUCCUAUUUUUAAGUAUUUUUUUGAAUAAGUUAAUGGUAUUGCAAGUUUUCAAGUCUUUCUCCGUUUUGUUCCAUAAAUUAACGGCUGUUACCGUGGUGCAUCGCGAUUUGGUGUUAGUUCUGGUUUUUAACUUUGUAAAUAUACACACCCCUCUGAAAUGAUAAUGGCUUUGUCAAUGUAAAACAGCAAAUUCUAAAUUAAAAAGACAGUUUGCAGAAUCAAACCAUUAAAUUAUAUGUUUAAAACACCUAAAGUGUUAUAUAUCAGGUUAAUUGUACCCUAUAUUUAGAUUAUUUUCACUUUUUAAGUUCACACAGAGGAAACUGAAGCCAGUAUCUACGCUCUCUUCAAACCCACCAGACUCCAUUGAAAAAUUCAGCAGUUUUAGCUCACAGAAAACAGGACUUGCUGGUCUACCGCUGCCUUGAUCUGUCAGAUUCUGUGUUUUUGUGCGACUUUUGUGAAUCCAAACUAACCCUUUAAAUUUAAAAAAGUCACACAAUAACAUAAACAAACUAACCGAUUGACCAGCAGCUUCUGUGUUUUGCAAGAUAAAAUUUGUGUUUCUGUCAAUGGAGUCUGGUGGCUUUGAAGUGAGCAUAAAGGACUUCAGUUCCCCAUCAGAAAGGACUUUUUUUUAUAGUCUAAAUAUAUUUUCCACAUGAUUAUGGAUAAGUACCUGACAUACUAAUAAAUCCAAAGUAUUGCUUUAACUUGCCUCAGAAAUCUUCUGGAGAUAUUUACUUUAUUAAACAGCUCUGUUUUGCUGCCUUCGUGUAAAGGCGGGGCUCUUCUCACGUUCGGCCCAAACUUGCUGCUGUUCAUGAAAUUCCUUGUUGUUGUAAGUGAUCUGUAAUAAUUAAAGUUCAAGCAAAGAUGAUUGAUGAAGGUUUUUAAUCAGCUCCGUUUGUGUCUGGAGUCUGUUUUUCUCUUGUCUUCUGCAUUAAUACUUUAAUAAAUCUCCUGCAGUCACGGAUCUGAUUGUGCA
Centropristis striata (black sea bass) is the source of this 3815-nucleotide messenger RNA. It is a transcript of the gene pargl, whose product is annotated as poly (ADP-ribose) glycohydrolase, like. The transcript has 19 exons. NCBI's taxonomy places the organism in Eukaryota, Metazoa, Chordata, Actinopteri, Perciformes, Serranidae. Gene Ontology annotation, cellular component: cytoplasm; nucleus. Gene Ontology annotation, biological process: carbohydrate metabolic process; nucleotide-sugar metabolic process; regulation of DNA repair. Gene Ontology annotation, molecular function: poly(ADP-ribose) glycohydrolase activity. The coding region runs from base 375 to 2276 and encodes 633 amino acids. The record is from RefSeq and is a predicted model, not a curated record.